Messenger RNA from Brassica oleracea var. oleracea, 321 nucleotides. RefSeq names its product mediator of RNA polymerase II transcription subunit 4-like. The transcript has a single exon. The record is from RefSeq and is a predicted model, not a curated record. Lineage: Eukaryota; Viridiplantae; Streptophyta; Magnoliopsida; Brassicales; Brassicaceae. The coding region runs from base 60 to 296 and encodes 78 amino acids.
AGCUCCCUAGAUCUGAGGACCGGCCCUGUAUAGCGGUUCCAUCUGGAUGGAAACCAGGAAUGCCGGUGGAAUUGCCUAAAGAUUGGCCAAUGCCACCUCCUGGAUGGAAGCCAGGGGACCCUGUUGUGAUACCGCCUGCACCUAGAGCCAAGGAGCAGCAACAGAUGCGGCUUCCUCCAGGGCUUCACAGGCCGCCUGACGUCAUACAGGUCCGAGCUGUUCAGCUCGACAUUUUGGAGAGUGAUAAUAGCAGUGAUUACAGCAGCGAUGAUGCCAGCUCAGAUGACGAGGAGUAAGUCAACAUUAUAAUUGAUGGUUCUC